Messenger RNA from Salvelinus fontinalis (brook trout), 2504 nucleotides. RefSeq names its product sal-like protein 4. Gene Ontology annotation, cellular component: nucleus. The record is from RefSeq and is a predicted model, not a curated record. Bases 213 to 1955 code for a protein of 580 amino acids. The transcript is spliced from 6 exons. Lineage: Eukaryota; Metazoa; Chordata; Actinopteri; Salmoniformes; Salmonidae.
UUAAAAACCACAGAAGUGUAAACGAAAGUGAAGUGACCAAGAACAACUUCAACGUUAGCGGUUUUAUUAGUUAUAUAUUAAUUAACACACGACCUCAAAACAUGACUUAACUACACAGCAUUACAUACUUAUCCCAGGUAGUCUUUAAUUCGUGUCGGAGACAGGACUUGGGUGACAUCUGUUAUCUAGGUAACGCUGACUAGCUGCUAACAAUGGCUAACUGUAUGGUUUUUCAUACUCAAAUAGCCUCCAUUAUGGAGGUGCUAGCGAAUGCAGCCGUGUCAGAGGUCUGUAAACUCAUAGAUGACGAUUACGCAGUGUUUCGUUUGGAAAUAACUCAAAGCCAGAAAGAAAACAGGGCAUUGCAGAGGAAACUACAGCAACUCGAAUUGAAGAUGGCGCGGGAGCGCGCAGAGAGGACAAUACGAGAGCGCGUCCUCGCCAGUCGACCCAGUAGUGUCAAGAUCCUCGACCGAUAUAGAGGAAUGGCAAGAGGUGAAGGAAGUCUCACUGGAGGCCACAGAAGCUUUGUGAAGCCAGUGGGACACAAUACAUGGAGAGAUGAUCAACCAAUCACUGUUGAUGGGGGGAGUGGAACCUCAACCCAGCACGUUAUCAUGAUAGAGUCUGCAGAGGCUGCAGGUCCUGGGGUGACACAGGAGACGUCUGAAAGAGAGGAGGACCUACGGCACAGCAUAGACAUCCAGACUGGAGAAGUGCCUGGAGUGGUGCCCUCUGUAGCCACUGGGGACCUCGCCAACGUGCCCCAGGCCAGGUCCCGGUGCAGCAUCACGGAGGAGGAGGGUGGUCUAGAGGUGCUGCUGGUGAAAGAGGAGGGGUGUGAGGAGGGUCUGGGGAACCCUGAGGGGACCAUGGUCAUGGAGGACAACCAGACUACACCUCCUCCUGAAACCACAGAGGAACCAGCUGAGCAGCACAGGACCACACACAGUCUCACUGAGUCAGUAGACAUGGAGGAUGGAAAGCCUGAUCUGCUGCUGGUCAAAGAGGAGACAAUAGAAGACGGAUCAGAGAGCAUUGACCUGCUGAGUGGUCUGAAGAUGGGGGAUCAAGGUGGUUGGCUGGAGGCUAACAGAGGAGACUGGGCAGCCAUCUUGAAUUCCCAGACCCAGACGGGUGCCGCCAAGGGCCCAGGGGACAUCAUCACUGAGCAGGUCAGGAACAGAGGCGACAUAGUGGAGGUCAGUGGAUGGGACAGCAUCAGCAACUCUGGGCUGGGGAACAACACUGUUAACUACAACCAGAAACAGACAGUGGAACACAAAACAACAACCAAACUUAGUCUCCAUGACAGCAGACUGGCUGAGACCAGGGCGAGGCUUAAAUUUGGUCUGCGGGGACUGGGAGGUGUCCGUAUGCAGCGAAAGAGAACAGACACAGACUUUGCUAGGGAUGCUCCGUCCUGCUCCUAUAGUUGUGAUUCAGAGAGACUGAUGGUGCCUCAGGUUAACCCCCUAACAAUUGCUGCCUUCAGCCUGCCUUCUAUAGGAUCUAUCAACUGGAACAUGGACCCUGCGACAACACAGACACUCCCUGGCCUUCAUCCUCCUCACACUCCCCUAAUGUUAAACCAGACCUCAGACAAUGCCAGUGCCUCAACACUAAAUGGCAACACAAGCCCAUUGACAAAUUAUAUUAGUAGUAACGCUAUUAGUAAAUCCGGUGGCAAAGAGAAGCGCUUCCCAUGUUCGUUCUGUGGGGAAACUUUCAGUUUCCCCCAACAGUUGGAGAUCCACCAGAGGAUACACACGGGAGAGACAUCGUUCAGCUGCCACCUGUGCCGGGCCUGUUUUUCACACUUGUCCAGCCUGAAGAGGCACCAGAGGGUUCACACAGGGGAGAAGCCAUUUGGCUGCCACCUGUGCAAGGCCAGUUUUUCACACUCGUCCAACCUGAAGAGACACCAGAGAGUCCACACAAGGGAGAAAUCCUAGAGCUGCCCCAGUGUGAGAAGAGGUUCUCGCACCAGCUGAAGAUGCACCUGAAGAUCCACACAAAAGAGCCUGUUCGCACUGCGGGAAGAGGUUCUCAGAGGAGCUAACUCAGGAUACACAAGCAGAAAAUGCACACGGCCCAUGUGUUGUGACAUGUAAUGUAAUACUAGUUAGUUUGAUGUUAAUUCUGUUUGUUUUGGAUUUACUGGGAAACUGGAUGAGAUGAACUGAGGAAAGAAUGAGUAUGAUGAGGCAGAGUAGAUGAUAUGGUUGGUGUGAUGGUGUCUGUGAAAAUGCUUCACUGAUGAAGUGACAACCUUGUCCAGUUGUUUGAUGCUAGUCUUUUAUAUUGAGGAAAUUAGUGCCUUAAUUUGUUUACUUGACAUGUAGUAGUGAAGCAGUGGAAUGCAAUGCUGAACCUUUUCCAAAGUAUUCAAAAAUGUAUUUUGUCAAAGGUAGGGUACCAGAUUUUAAGAAAAGGUUGUUACCAUAGUGAGAAAAGUUAUUCUACUUGUCACAUGUUUUGUACAAUUAAAGUUGUGUACUUCA